Jaminaea rosea is the source of this 1113-nucleotide messenger RNA. RefSeq names its product aspartate-semialdehyde dehydrogenase. The coding region runs from base 1 to 1113 and encodes 370 amino acids. The transcript is spliced from 2 exons. The record is from RefSeq and is a predicted model, not a curated record. Gene Ontology annotation, molecular function: NADP binding; protein dimerization activity; NAD binding. Gene Ontology annotation, biological process: L-threonine biosynthetic process. Lineage: Eukaryota; Fungi; Basidiomycota; Exobasidiomycetes; Microstromatales.
AUGUCCUCGCAACAAGCAUCCUCCUCAUCGCCCAAGCGCAAAGUCGGCAUCCUCGGUGCCACCGGUACCGUCGGGCAGCGCUUCAUUCUCCUCCUGACUGCCCAUCCUGACUUUGAGAUUCACGCACUGGGCGCUUCCUCCUCGUCGGCAGGCAAGAGCUACGCCAAGGCUGUAGCCGGUCGAUGGAAGCAGGCCAAGGCCGUCCCAGCCAAUGUUCGUGACUUAAUCGUUCAGGAAUGCACAGUACCCAACUUCAAGGACUGCGACGUCGUCUUCAGCGGCCUGGACAGUGGGCCUGCAGGUCCCGUCGAGUCGUCGUUCAGAGAGGCCGACUUGCGAGUCUUCUCCAACGCAAAGAACUAUCGUAUGGACCCCGUGUGCCCGCUCGUCGUACCGCUCGUCAACCCAGGGCACUUCGACAUUAUCCCUCACCAGCGCGCCACGCUCAGCCCCUCGCCGAAAAAGGGAUUCAUCAUUACAAACGCCAACUGCUCCACGACGGGCAUCGUCGUUCCGCUCAAGGCGCUGCAGGACGCCUUUGGGCCCCUGGACAAGAUCAUGGUAUCUACGAUGCAGGCCAUUUCUGGUGCCGGAUAUCCCGGGCUUUCCAGCUUCGACAUCCAUGACAACGUUGUGCCCUACAUCUCGGGCGAGGAGGAGAAGAUUGAAUCAGAGACGGCCAAGAUCCUCGGCGAUCUCAGCAAGGACAACAACUCCUUCGUCAACGCUCCCGUUACCGUCUCAGCCCAUUGCAACCGCGUACCCGUAAUCGAUGGCCACACAGAAUGUGUCUCACUCUCCUUCCAACGCCGCCCUCCACCCUCCAUCGAGCAGGUUCAAGCAGCUCUCCGCAACUACGUCUGCGAUGCUCAGAAGCUCGGCUGCCACUCUGCCCCUGCACAGACGAUUGAGGUGCACGACGAGCCCGACAGGCCGCAGCCUCGUCUGGACAGGGAUUGGCAGAAUGGUGCCGGCGUCAAUGUGGGGAGGGUGAGGGACUGCAAGAUCUUCGAUGUCAGGUUUGUGGUGUUGAGCAACAAUGUGCAGAUCGGGGCCGCUACGAGCAGCGUCAUGAAUGCGGAGAUUGCCCUGAAGAAGGGCUAUCUUGACUAA